Messenger RNA from Myotis daubentonii (Daubenton's bat), 1141 nucleotides. RefSeq names its product natural killer cells antigen CD94-like. Gene Ontology annotation, biological process: cellular response to molecule of fungal origin. Gene Ontology annotation, molecular function: (1->3)-beta-D-glucan binding. NCBI's taxonomy places the organism in Eukaryota, Metazoa, Chordata, Mammalia, Chiroptera, Vespertilionidae. The record is from RefSeq and is a predicted model, not a curated record.
CGUGACUUACUCUGAGGUGCGAGUUCAUUCUUCAUCCCAGGAGCGGAGGAGGGCACCUGACCACUCUGAAAACAAAAGGAUCGUGAGUUCUGAACAUCGAGGCUUCUCUGCCCCGCAGUCUUCAUGGAAGUUACUUUCAGCGGUUCUGGGGAUCAUCUGCUUGGGGCUCCUUGUGUCUGUUGGAAUCUUAAUUACAAAGAAAACAGAGCCAUGGUCAGGAAAUCUCACCUCCAGUCAGGAAACAGACCAGAUGGAAUUGAUUUCAGGAAAUUCAGGGUUUCCCCCACUGCCAACAAAAGUUCAAGGUUGGAAAUGUCACCCUUGUGAGGACAACUGGCACCAGCAUGGGGAAAACUGCUACUCUUUUUCUACACAACCAACUCCUUGGAGAAAUUGUGAAGUUUAUUGUGCUACUCGGUCUUCAAGUUUUCUUAAACUAAAUACUGAAAAAGAAAUGGAUUUUGUACAAAAUUUUUUAAUGAAGCAAUGUCAGAUUCGGACAGAAAAGUUUUGGAUCAGUUUAUAUUACAACAGCAGUGAACGGAAAUCGGCUUGGAAAGAUGGCUCAGCUUUUACCUUGGACAAGCUCCAGUUAAGAAAACCUGACGUUGCCUCUAAUCAUUGCAAAUAUAUGAAAAAUGGUCAGUUAUUUGAUGGAAAUUGUAAAGACCCUGGUUAUUGUAUAUGUAAGAAGACAGCAUAUGGAGAUUAAAUCACUCAUAUGCAGGAUAUAAAAACCAAAAGCAACAAAUGAAUAAACCUGAAAAACAAACAAAAUCACAUAGAUGUCGACAACAGUAUGGUGGUUACCAGAAGGAAAGGGGGUGGAGGGUAGUAAAGGGCAGAGAGGGUCAAAUAUGUGAUGGAAGAAGAUUUGACUUUGGGUGGUGGGCACAUAAUACAAUGUAUCGAUGAUGCAUCAUAGAAUUGUACACAUGAAACCUACAUAAUUGUAUUACUCUAUGUCACUCCAAUAAAUUUAAUUAACAAAAAGAAAGAGGUGUAAACAUUGAAACUUUUCCAGGAUUAUUUUUAACUUUAAGAAAUACUUCAAAAAUAGAAAAUUUAAUAAACCCACAUAUACCCUUCAUCCAGCUUUAAGUGUAUUUAAUUUUCAAAGGUAUUGUGUUUGAAAGUUUUA